AUGUUGAAACCACCGCAGCACGUACAAUGUUAUGACGCCUACGCCCCACUGGAAAACAUCCAACGAUGUAUUCGCGAAGGACAUCACGUGAUGAUUUUAAUGCGUGGAGUUCCGGGAAGUGGAAAAUCGUAUUUAGCUCAGUCUCUUGCGUCCAGUCAUGGCGGUGUUGUGUACAGCACAGACGAUUUCUUCGUGCGAGAUGGGCAGUAUCAAUUCCAACCAGAAAAAUUAGAAGAAUAUCAUAGAAGCAAUAUUAUAAGAGGUAGUUUAGACUGUUUUCGGUGGCGACGUUGUUUGAGGAGCCACGCUGCGGCGUGGCGCGACUAG
Molecule: messenger RNA, 327 nt
Organism: Cooperia oncophora
Lineage: Eukaryota; Metazoa; Nematoda; Chromadorea; Rhabditida; Trichostrongylidae
Source: the annotation of a GenBank genome assembly